CCCCGCAGCGCUUCUUAUGAUCAGCUCGGUGUGUGUCUCCUCCUACCGCGGGCGCAAGUCGGGGAACAAGCCUCCGUCCAAAACAUGUCUGAAGGAGGAGAUGGCCAAGGGCGAGGCGUCGGAGAAGAUCAUCAUCAACGUGGGCGGCACGCGACAUGAGACCUACCGCAGCACCCUGCGCACCCUACCCGGCACCCGCCUCGCCUGGCUGGCCGAUCCCGACGGCGGGGGCCGGCCGGAGUCCGAUGGCGGUGGUGCAGGCAGCAGCGGCAGCAGCGGCGGCGGUGGCGGCUGCGAGUUCUUCUUCGACCGGCACCCGGGCGUCUUUGCGUACGUGCUCAACUACUACCGCACGGGCAAGCUGCACUGCCCCGCCGACGUGUGCGGGCCUCUCUUUGAGGAGGAGCUCACCUUCUGGGGUAUCGACGAGACCGACGUGGAGCCGUGCUGCUGGAUGACCUACCGGCAGCACCGCGACGCCGAGGAGGCGCUGGACAUCUUCGAGAGCCCGGACGGAGGCGGCGGUGGCGCGGGGCCCGGCGACGAGGCCGGCGACGAUGAGCGGGAGCUGGCCCUGCAGCGCCUGGGGCCCCACGAGGGAGGCGCGGGCCCCGGCGCCGGGUCUGGUGGCUGCCGCGGCUGGCAACCCCGCAUGUGGGCGCUCUUCGAGGAUCCCUACUCCUCCCGGGCAGCCAGGGUGGUGGCCUUUGCGUCUCUCUUCUUCAUCCUGGUGUCCAUCACCACCUUCUGCCUGGAGACCCACGAGGCCUUCAACAUCGACCGCAACGUGACGGAGAUCCACCGAGUGGGGAACACCACCAGCGUGCGCUUCCGGCGGGAGGUGGAGACAGAGCCCAUCCUGACCUACAUCGAGGGCGUGUGCGUGCUGUGGUUCACGCUGGAGUUCCUGGUGCGCAUCGUGUGCUGCCCCGACACACUGGACUUCGUUAAGAACCUGCUCAACAUCAUCGACUUCGUGGCCAUCCUGCCCUUCUACCUGGAGGUGGGACUGAGCGGCCUGUCGUCCAAGGCGGCCCGCGACGUGCUCGGCUUCCUGCGCGUCGUGCGCUUCGUGCGCAUCCUGCGCAUCUUCAAGCUUACCCGCCACUUCGUGGGGCUGCGCGUGCUGGGCCACACCCUGCGCGCCAGCACCAACGAGUUCCUGCUGCUCAUCAUCUUCCUGGCCCUGGGCGUGCUCAUCUUCGCCACCAUGAUCUACUACGCGGAGCGCAUCGGCGCCAGGCCCUCCGACCCGCGGGGCAAUGAUCACACCGACUUCAAGAACAUCCCCAUCGGCUUCUGGUGGGCCGUGGUCACCAUGACGACGCUGGGCUACGGGGACAUGUACCCCAAGACGUGGUCAGGCAUGCUGGUGGGGGCGCUGUGUGCCCUGGCCGGCGUGCUCACCAUUGCCAUGCCCGUGCCUGUCAUUGUCAACAACUUCGGCAUGUACUACUCUCUGGCCAUGGCCAAGCAGAAGCUGCCCAAGAAGCGGAAGAAGCACGUACCUCGGCCGCCUCAGCUGGAGUCGCCCAUUUACUGCAAGUCGCAGGAGACCUCGCCCAGGGACAGCACCUACAGCGAUGCCAGCCCCCCUGCCCCAGAAGAGGGUGUGGUUGAGAGGAAACGGGCAGACUCCAAGCAGAACGGCGAUGCCAAUGCAGUGGUGUCAGAUGAGGAGGGAGCCGGCCUCACCCAGCCCCUGGCCUCUGCCCCCACCCCCGAGGAGCGCCGGGCCCUGCGACGCUCUGGCACCCGAGACAGAAACAAGAAGGCAGCUGCCUGCUUCCUGCUCAGCGCUGGGGACUAUGCCUGUGCUGAUGGUAGUGUCCGGAAAGAAGGGGGUACUGGGAUGAGGAACCAUCUGGAAACCAAGUUACACGAGGAGCUCAGCCUGGAGAAGACUUGGUGGAAACUUGAUGACGAUCAAGUUCAGGCCUUUGGAAAAGAGAGGCUUCCUAAUAACAAAACUCCUGAAGAAAUGGGCUGUCCUGUGAGAGGUGAAGUUCCCGCCCUGGAGGUUGGAAGAGACUCUGGAUGAUUGUGUGCUGGGGGUUGGUGGGAGGAAUUCCUGUUCAGCCUGGAAGGUGGAAGCCUGACUUACCACGGGCCACACAGCUAUUAGGGGUGGAGGUAGGUCCAGAACCCAGGUCUUCUGAACAGGACUCAGAUAAGCUCCUUUCCCAGCAUGACAUUCCUCGAAGUCCUUCACUCUAGGGUGGAAUGCCCUGCUAAACUCCCUGUCUGCCUCUCCCCAGCCAAUUAUGGGCACAGGCUGGGGCAGAGAUUGGCAUUUGUGGUGCAUCCUGUCCCAAGUGACUCGGUGGAUACCCUGGGCUUGGGUUGACAAUGUGUACGCUGUGCCCACCCAUAUAGCCUCCCAGGGCCCCGACAGCAUCACCACAGUGAGCACCUGCCUUCAUCUCCCAGUUCCAGGCCCUUGUGUGUGCCCACCCGGGUACCCACACAACAGGUGGCACACGAGCAGGCUCCGUCACCUGGGGCUGUGGUAAGCACACCCAUGUACCAACAGCCAGCGUUGCUCCAGAGGCCAGCAAAGGGCUGCCAGGGACUCUGGGACUUGCUGUCUCCCGGGAGACCUCAGUUGGACUUGACUAGAGCACCACGGGCUGAGAGGAAGCCAGGAGGACGGCUGUGGCUCCAAGUCAGAGAGACCUUCUGCUGUUGGUGCCGGAAGCCUCUCCUUUCCCCACAGCUCUGUGGGGUCCCCGCCUGCCAUAUUUGCCUGUUUCUAGGGCUCCUCUGUAAGAGUCUCCUGGAACUGCAGGGCUCUGCUUGUUGCUGGGUUAGGGCCUCUGCUUCCUCAAUCAGCAAUACCUGGUGUGGAGAGAGGGCGUGGCUCCUCUCCCCAAGGCUGAGCCAGAGGUGUCAUCGUUAAUCCCGCCCUCUCAUUCCUUAAUUCAACUCACUCACUCACCGUGCGUUAAAUCUGUAUGAGAUGCCUGUACUGUGUCCUGGGGAACCAAUAGUGAAGAAGAGCAGUGGAAUCCCUGCCCUUAUGGAGCUUACAUUCUAAUGGGGGAGGUAGGCCAGAAGACCAGUAGAUCAAAAUAUCUAAUAAUAUACACCCCCCCCCCCCCCCCACUCCAAGCCAUUAGUGAGUCCUAUCAUUCCAAGCUCUGAAAGGUGUUUCAUGUUCUCCACCUCCUGCUCUCUGCCCUCCAACUCUGAAGGUGGGCUCCAUCUCCUCUUUCCUGGUCUCCCUGGGUCCCACUGCCCGUCCACCACCCAGCCUCCACCCAGCAGCCAGAGAGGGCGUCUUAAACGGAAACCAGAUCGUGCGACCCCUGCCCAAAACCCACAGUGGCUGGAUUCCCACUGCAUUUCGAAUAAAAUCCAAAGUUCUUCAAAGGAAGGCUGGCCCUCAAAGCCCUGCAGCUCAUCAGGCCUCCGCCUGCCUCAGCAGAUCAUUCCUGCCCCUCUCUCCGCCCCCGGAAAACUUUCUCACCCGUGCCAGCCUCUUCCACCUUUAGUGGUUUACACGUGCUGUUCCCUCACCUGGGCCACUGUGAGCCACCUCACUUGACCCCUUCGCUUGGCUGAGUUCUCACUCUUUGGGUCCAACUUUAAGGGUCACUUGCUCGGUGACCUGCACCCCCUCACCCCCCACCCCCCACCUCUGUGGUUUUUUCCGGUCACUGCAGCUGUUCAUUUGCUUCAUGGUACUUUCUUCCUCCUAGCUGUGUGUGUCUAUUGCCUGCUUUCCUGUAAGUACCUGGGGCCUAGCACCGUGUGAAAUAAAUGUUUUAUGAAUGAACGAAGGGGCAGAGGUGGGCCUGGCAUGAGUAAGUGCUGAACUCUGUCCUCCCGUAUCCCUCCCAAGCUGUCUCAGGCUGGCUUUUGCACCUCAGUUUUAGGGCAUUCCUGGGAGUCCUUGGGGAAUAACGUGAAAGCUCUUCUCUUUACCUGAUACACUUCCUGCCUGAGAAACUGUGAGAAUAAUGAGGAGAGCUGGAAGAGGGGAACUGAGAGGAGAGUUCCCAUAGCUCUUCCUUUCAGAACUUAACCAUUUUUACGUGGUGUUUUGGAUGCUUGCAGAUUUCCGCUGCCCGGACUGUGAGCUACCCCAGGGAGCUGAUCCAUCCCGGGGGCCCCUUCAGGGCUUGGGUGCUCCCUGCAUAGUAGGUGCUCAGGGAAAUGUUUAAGUGAGUAAAGAAAGAGAUGGAAAAGGAAGAAGAGUGAGGAAGAAGAGAAGGCAAGGGAAGGAAGAGGGAGGGAGGAAGGGAUGAAGAGAGAAGAGAGAUGGCUGCGGGAAGUGAGGUUGGGGCAUGGGAAGGAGGGAAGGAAAACCUGGAGGCAGGAGUUGCUGGCCCAGCUUGGCCCUCAGGCCAGUGCCCCCUUCUUCUGUGGGCUCCUUCCUGAGCUCUGAGCCUCCAAAUCCUGCUCAGGCCUCUGGGUGGGGCAGAUCCUGGGGCCACUGUGGGUGACCACCCCUGAGGGGACCUCUGGAGGGACACAGUCUCAACCUGUGGCAUGACUCCAUUCCUAAUGUCCCCAGAGAGUCCCCCUUCACGCUCCCCCCAAGUCCUCAUCUUUAGGCCCCAGGCCAAGGACAGUUACUUCCAACGCACCAUCAGUGAUCAAAAGUUCAGAGCAAACAAAGGGGAACAAACAAAAAGACUUUCCUCCAUGCCUUCAGCCCUCGGCCCCAGAGGGGCUCAGAGGGGAGGUGGCCCACCUCCCCAUCACGGCCCAGGCUGGGCCAGCUGCCCCUCGGGAGGACCUGGGCGAGCCCAGGAGGCGGGGAGACCCAGAGGACCUGUUCCCGCACUAGCUGUUGCCAUGGUGGCCCUCCCAGGGGUGGCGGUUCCCAAGGUGCUAUGGAGAGCAGAGUUGUGCCACCACCACCAUCAGCACCGUGUAGAAGCUGCCUGGGAUCUUUAACCCUUCCUAGGCUGCUGGCUGCUCAGCCUGGGGGCCAGGCUGUGCCCUCCUCUCAGUGCACCAGGUGGCCAUAGGACCAAGGAACAGGACAGGACCAGCCUCCUUCCCAAUGCCCCACCUGCAUCCAGCCUCGUGCCUCGGGAUGGCCUCCUCCCCUGAGGGGACUACACUGUACUCCUAGCAGGUCAGUUAGGGACCUACUUCCUCUCAGGACCCCAGCUGAAGCUGAUGACCACUCCCUAGUGGGGAGUAGGGGGCAGGUAAGAAGGCUCUAGAGGGUAACACUCUCCCUCUGGGCCUCAGGGUGCUGGACUGUGACAAUUGAACUCCCCGACUCUCUUCCUGGGUUCUUCUCUUCCCUUGUCAGUGGCUCUCACAACCGCCCUCCCUUUAAUGCCCCCCAAAACACAAAUACUUCCAGAGUCCUUCUGCUCUCUUCACCCUCUCUUCAUGUUCUAAUCUAUGCAUAGGAAAGUAUCUUGUGUUGGUCAUCCACACUCUAGUAUAAAUUAGAGCCCAUGUAUGCUUUAUUUCUCAGGAUAUGGGAUUACUAGACCUCAUGUCAAUUUAUGGAAUGAGAGCUUUAUUCUCUGUUAUAGGAGAUCCUAGCAAGGUGGAUGAUUUUUUUGUUCAGAAGAGAAGGAAAGCAGGUGCUUCCUUGUGUGAGUCAAAUUAGAGGCCAGGGCUCUACAAGGACUUCUGCCUUGGGUCUGCUUAACAAAAAAGAAAAUGGAACACCAAAGAGAGCUCGAAAGUGAUACGCAAUAGGAGUUGCCUCUAGACAGCAGGUCCUCUCUCUCUUUUUUUGCCCCCUUCCGCAUCCCAGUAUUGAGUCCUCUUCCUGGCACCCUCUUAUUCAUCCCUCAAGGUCACACAGCUGUCACCUCCUCUGAGAACCCUUCUAGGAUUCUUUCUGCGUGCUCUCACUGCACCUUGUUUGCCCCUGCAUUACGGUACUUUGUGUAGCUUGUUGCUUGUUCACUCAGUUAUGGAUGCUUUACCUUUGUAACACUUUUAUCUCCAGCCCCUGCUCAGUGCUCGGAGGUCAAUGAUGAAGGAAGGAAGGAAGGAAAGGAGGGAGGGAGGGGUAGAAAGCGGAUGAAUUAGCUGCUCACUGCUGACUCCUGUCCUUCACACCUGUCAUCCUAGCCCAUGUUCCGGUUUCAGAAUUUGCCCAGAACAAUUCCCUGGAAGGUUCGGCCCCUCCCUUUACCCCCCACCACUGUGUGCCAGCCAAGUCUCCCCGCUGCCUCCGCGCCCCACCCCACCCCCACCACCAGUGCUCCCAGCCACUGUCCCACACUCCCUUCGGCUUCCCUGGCUGUGACCAGCUGGGCUUUUCCUUCCGGAUAUUAAUGGCUAAGAUUGGCAGUAGAGUCUGCUUGGAAGGGCCAGGGGCUCGUGUGCUGGCUUCUGCUUCAUCUUUCUCCUUCUCAGCCUUCAUCAGGGUGUUCUUUUAUGAGGCUCGUGUCCUCCCCAAUUCUCUGAGUGCCAGUCUGCUUGCUCAGGUGUGCACUCCUGAGCACAAUUCCUGCUGCAUAAGAGGCCAUAGAGAGAGGCCAGAAGGGCUUGUCUCCGUAAGGGCCUGAUCCAGUCCCAUGAUAUUGCUGGGCUUCAAGCUCACACCUGUGUUGUGGGAAUCACACCUCCCCUGCCCUCAUCCAAGGGAAUUCUGAAGAUUAAAUGAGAAAGUGGGUGGAUGGCGUCUCUGGAUUCCCUACCUGAAGUGAAAGGUUUCAUUCCUCCAACCUCCUCUCAGGGGCUGAGGUAUUCCUCCAGAAUCAGAGUCCAUGCCUCUGGAAAGAGUAAUAGCUAACACUGAGUGUUUACGCGGGCCACGCACUGAGCUAAGCCCUAUAUGUGGAUUAGUCCUCAGAACAAGGGCUCUUUUAAUCACUCCCAUUUAUGGAUGAAGAAAUCGAGGCAGGGAAGCCCCACAGAUAGUUGAUUUCACAGCCUGAUUUUGACCUGAACCCAUUCAGCCUGGCCCUGGCCCCAUGCUCCUGACCACUGGCUCUAUGGCCACACACAGUCCCAGGUAGGAGCUGGCCUCUCAGCACCAGGACUACCACUGCCAUCGAUUUACUACCCACAUUCAGAAUGCUGAUUCUGGCUGCCACUGGCUUUGCCACUGAUGAGCUGGGCAACGGUGGGCAAAUGACUUCACCUCUCUGAGCAUGGUCUCU
Messenger RNA from Hippopotamus amphibius kiboko, 7091 nucleotides. RefSeq names its product potassium voltage-gated channel subfamily C member 4 (gene KCNC4). The transcript is spliced from 5 exons. Lineage: Eukaryota; Metazoa; Chordata; Mammalia; Artiodactyla; Hippopotamidae. Gene Ontology annotation, molecular function: protein binding; delayed rectifier potassium channel activity. Gene Ontology annotation, biological process: potassium ion transmembrane transport; protein homooligomerization. Bases 17 to 2041 code for a protein of 674 amino acids. The record is from RefSeq and is a predicted model, not a curated record. Gene Ontology annotation, cellular component: neuronal cell body membrane; axon; voltage-gated potassium channel complex.